Molecule: messenger RNA, 955 nt
Organism: Mangifera indica (mango)
Lineage: Eukaryota; Viridiplantae; Streptophyta; Magnoliopsida; Sapindales; Anacardiaceae
Product: FCS-Like Zinc finger 16-like
Exons: 2
Coding region: 253-741 (162 amino acids)
Source: RefSeq, a predicted model, not a curated record
AAGCUCGCUGCUCUAUUUACGCUCUUUAACUUCUCCCUAAACUGUACUUCCUACUGUAAACCCUAAUUCACUUUUCUUAAUUAGAACUUCAAAAUCUUCAAGAAUCACGUUCAAAAAAUCAUGCACACCAUAAUCCUUAUGAAUAUUCUGAUCUAGAUUACAUAAUAUUCUCAUUAAUUACCCAAUUCUCGUCGAUUCCAAGAAGCCUUAACCAAAGCCCUAAACUUUAAGCCUUGAACUUGGCUAUCAGUCAUGUCAAGAGUGCGCACUCGGGUAAUUAGGUCAUCGAGCCAUGGGGAGUUGGAAGUGUUCAACCAGAUCCGUCCCAUUGAGUAUGAGUCUUCGGUGGAGGUCAAGAAAAUUCCGGCUCUUGUCACCAAUAAUGUGAAGCCACAUGUGCGUGAGGAGCCGAAGCCUCAACCUCGCCGGGUUACAUGGACGUGGGGUUCGCCUGAGAGGGAUGAUUCGGUGUCCAAGAGCAGAAAGAAGAAGCAAGUUGAAGGCUUUUGUGCCUUUCUUGAAGAUUGCGCUUUGUGCAAGAAAAAGUUAAAGGAGAAUGUUGAUGUCUACAUGUAUGGAUAUCUAAGUGCAUUUUGCUCCCCUGAAUGCCGAGAUGAUCAAAUUGCUUUGGAUGGAUUUGAAAAAGAAGUUUCGAAAGAAUCAGCGAGAUUGGCAAUGAAUGCAAUGAUCUUGACAAAAGACACAUCAAGGCGAGUGUUGGGCGCAAAUAGAGUUAAAUAAUUGACCAAGAGUUCAUUGUUAAUCGAAGAAAUGCAGAGCUGUAAGGUUUUUGCAUUCAGCUUUGCUCUUUUGUACAAGUGGUUAUUGGUUUUUGUCCGUACAGAAAUUUUCUUGGCUAACAUGCCAGUGUGUUUUGAGCGAGUCCAAUUGUUUUGUAGAGGGAAAACUAAUGAUUAAUUUCUUUUUGGAAAGAAAAAUUUUCAAUUUAACAUUA